AUGGCUGCAAGCUUUGAAGGAGCAAACAUUGAUCCAACAGCAUGGGAGGAUAAAAAGAACCCUGGUGAAUCACGAUUCCCUGCUCAGAUGCGAGUUAUGACCAGGCAAGUUUGCGAGCCAUUAGAAGAGGAUUCCUUCAGGCCUAUUCUUCAUCACUACAAUGGCCCUAAGUUUCGACUUGAGCUAAACAUUCCAGAGGCUCUCUCUCUGUUGGAAAUAUUGGCAAAAAACAAUCCUUGA
Ilex paraguariensis (yerba mate) is the source of this 240-nucleotide messenger RNA. Lineage: Eukaryota; Viridiplantae; Streptophyta; Magnoliopsida; Aquifoliales; Aquifoliaceae. The record is from the annotation of a GenBank genome assembly.